AGUGCAACAAUUGUGUACAAUGUUCGUUGUGUGUUCUCAGGGAGCACCAACUGGGUGUACAACCCUGAGAGAGGCUUCUACCACCACACUGAGACUCUCUCCUCCGCCUGGGCACCUCUCACCAGCACUCAACUCAGCCAGUAUGUCUCCGCUAACUACUCUCUCAUCUUUAGGAACAUUGUUCUGGACCAAUUUGUGAACAAGAACCUCACCUCAACCAUCCUACAGAAGAUCACUGAUGACUUCAUCACCUUAAGGAAUGCCGGCAUGAAGGUGGUGCUGAGGUUCUGCUACUCCCUCGACGCCACCAACAUCAACAACGCCCCGCCCGCUCAACUGGCGGCCCAUAUACAGCAGUUAACACCUCUCCUACAGGAAAGGUUGUUGGAGGAGUGCCACUAA
Procambarus clarkii (red swamp crayfish) is the source of this 402-nucleotide messenger RNA. NCBI's taxonomy places the organism in Eukaryota, Metazoa, Arthropoda, Malacostraca, Decapoda, Cambaridae. The record is from RefSeq and is a predicted model, not a curated record.